AUGUUAAGGGAGCUCCAGAAACAGAAGAUAAAGGCAUUUCUGGGAAUGCCAAACAGUCCCUGGAAGGUCUUGGUUCUUGACGCUCGAGCACAGCAUAUUAUUGGGCCUUUGAUGAAGGUCAACGAGCUCAGGGAGUGCGGUGUAACAACCCAUUUCCUGGUGUCUCAGGGGAGACAUCCCAUCUCCAACACCCCUGCUGUGUAUUUUGUUGAGAAGGCAGAUGGAAUCGCUGAGGAUAUCCUUAAGGAGCUUUACUCUGAAUACUACCUUAACUUCACCACAUCUGUUGGCCGGGGAGAGCUCGAAGACCUAGGACUCAGGUUGUCGGAGAGAGGUCUUGGGCUUCGAGUAAGAUCUGUCUUCGACCAGUUUCUGGACUUCACUGCUUUGCAAGACGAUCUGUUUACUCUUGAGAUGAAGGACAGCUUUGCAGGAAUUGAGAACACAGACAUGUGGAGAGGAAUGGUGAUGUCUCUUAUGAGUGUCUUUGUGACUCUUGGAGAAGUUCCGUUUAUGGCAACUCUGGAUGACGAAACAUGCAUCCAAAUAGCAAAGAUGCUUGAGGCAAAGAUAAAAAACACUGGUGUCAUCAAGAAGACAGGGAAAAGGCCUCUUCUGAUUCUUAUGAAUCGAAACUACGAUGUAAGCACUCCUGUGCAACAUGUAUGGAGCUAUAGUGCACUAAUGAAUGACCUCUUCAAGUUUGAGUCGAAUAAGAUAACAUUGAAAAGUGGGAAGGUAUUUGAUCUGGAUCCAGAGGACGAACUCUGGAGGGGGAAUAGUAACGAAUACUUCCCUGUUGUUGUUGAAAGGGUUGAGAAAGAGCUUCUAGAGUACAGAAAGGAAAUGGCCCUUCGGAGUAUUGACGAGAAGACCGACAAGAAGGUGAUCCAAGAGGCCCUGGAUAAAGCACCGGAGCUGGCAAAGAGAAAUGAAUCUGUAAAUGCUCACAUAUCCAUAUGCUCUGAGAUGGUUGAGAUAAUAAAAAAGAGAGCGAUCGACGACUUCUACAAGGUCGAGAAGGGAAGAUACACAGAUCAGGAGUUGAUGGAAUUAUCCGAGAAGGGCGACGACGAGGACAUACUGAGGCUGGCCAUUCUUCUUCUUAACACCAAGGACUUCGAUCUAAUAGAUCCCUUGCUUCAGAAGAGGAAGGUAAAGUCGAAGGUGAUUGAAUUCUUCAGGAAGCAUAAAAGCGCCCGGCCGGAAAAGACAGGGGCCUUUUACUCGCAGAUGGUCACUAGUCUUAUGGGAAAUGUCAAAAAGCUUCUCCCGGUGAAGGAGCAGACCCCCAUAUCAUCUCUUGUGGAGUCUAUUUAUUCGGAUAUCAAGUCUCAGAUAUACUCGGGCUUCAAGUUGAUUGAUUCCACCGGGUCCAAAAAUAUAUAUGCAAGCGAGAUCUCAAGGAUUGUUGUAUUUAGCAUAGGAGGGGGAACAUACACAGAGUUGAAAACCCUGAAACUUCUUGAGGAGAGGAUAGGAGUUCCAAUCAUGUAUGGAUCGACAGAAAUCUUGAAUGCAGGUGAGUUUCUUAGGCAAGUAAAGAGCAGAAUGAGCCUAGACCAAUAA
Molecule: messenger RNA, 1569 nt
Organism: Encephalitozoon intestinalis ATCC 50506
Lineage: Eukaryota; Fungi; Microsporidia; Unikaryonidae
Product: synaptic transmission and general secretion Sec1-like protein
Exons: 1
Coding region: 1-1569 (522 amino acids)
Biological process (GO): intracellular protein transport; endoplasmic reticulum to Golgi vesicle-mediated transport
Cellular component (GO): cytosol; Golgi membrane
Molecular function (GO): syntaxin binding
Source: RefSeq, a predicted model, not a curated record